Molecule: messenger RNA, 651 nt
Organism: Pyricularia grisea
Lineage: Eukaryota; Fungi; Ascomycota; Sordariomycetes; Magnaporthales; Pyriculariaceae
Exons: 1
Coding region: 1-651 (216 amino acids)
Source: RefSeq, a predicted model, not a curated record
AUGCGUUUCAUCAGCUUCCUCGCCUCUUCCGGCCUUGUAGCCCUAGCCUGGGCCUCGGGCUCGGCCGAUAACGCCACCGCCCGCAUGUUCACUUCCGCGGCUACUGCCGACCAGGGCUUCACCAUCCCGGAGGAGCUCCCCGAAGGCGUAUACUCGGUAGAUGUUGACGAGACUGGUUUGGCCCGCCACACCCGCGUCGGCGACAUUGUCGUACCUCUCGACGAUGCCGAGCCCGAGCCAGUCGUCGCGCGCGCCAGCACCCCCAGCCGGCUGCACAAGCGUUAUUGGGACUACGAGUGCGUGAAUCACGCCAAGAUGCAGAGAGCCCCCACCGACAGUGCGGUCGCUUCCCUCCGUAGUUACUGCGGCAGCGGCCGGCUGGCGUACGCCGGCACUCACUACUACGCCAUCGCCAACGGCGACGGCCAACGGAUCGCGGCCUUUUACUGCCGGUAUGCCGGUUCGGCGUAUUGCACCAGCGAAGAGACCAGGGUGAGGUACGCCUCCAUCACGGGCGUUUGCGGCUUGUACAGCGAGGGAUGGUCCGACUGGUGGGAGGGCCCGACUUCACAAAUGGCCAUCGGUUACCACCCCGUGAACUCGCGCGGGGCUUUCUGCGGGAGGAACCACGAUCAGCGCCAGGCUACUUGA